Thecamonas trahens ATCC 50062 is the source of this 3061-nucleotide messenger RNA. Its product is annotated as histone deacetylase 6. Lineage: Eukaryota; Apusomonadida; Apusomonadidae. Gene Ontology annotation, molecular function: histone deacetylase activity. The transcript has 2 exons. The record is from RefSeq and is a predicted model, not a curated record. Bases 1 to 3021 code for a protein of 1006 amino acids. Gene Ontology annotation, biological process: chromatin organization. Gene Ontology annotation, cellular component: histone deacetylase complex.
AUGACCACCCGCUGGAUGGAUGCAGAGGCUGCACCAGAGACAGCCACGCCGCACACCAGCAGCGGCGCAAGCUCCACCGGUGCACCCGCGGCGCCCGCAGGGGCUGGCAACGCUGCCGCAGGAAGCGGUCGAUCGACUGGUGGCGGCCAAGAGGCAAAGGCUGCCGGCCACAUGCAGGCAUGGUUGUCGGAUGAUGAUGAUGAUGAUGAUGGUGAUGGUGAUGACGAUGAAGACGCGGCGUACGUGGCUGUUGCGCUGGCGGCGGCGGCUGCGGUCGAAGAGGAGGAAGAGGUGGAGCAGGCCGAGAACUCGAUCGGGAUCCACGACUUGCUUGCUUUUUCCGAUGACGGAAUGGGCCAGAGCGAGUCUGAUUCGGACGACGAGGAGGAGAUCAUCGACGUGGCCUCGUUCACCGGCUCACCCGACGAGGGCGCCAUCCUCUACCAGCUUCCCGGAGAAGAGUCGCUUGAGACGGAUCCGGAUGCCGAGCUUGAGGCCGAUGUGGCGAGCCAUCGCCACCCGGUCGUCGACAGCUUGACCUCGUGCGACGACGACGAUGACAACGACGGCGAGCUGGUGGUCGGCCUCUCCUCGGCGCCGCGUAACCACCACUUUUCCGAGCCGUCGUCCGGCGACUCGGGUGACUCGCCUCGUGACGACGCUGCUUUUGGUUUUAAUGGUGACAAUUCACCGGCAUCAUCGUCAUCGUCGUCAUCAUCAUCAUCGUCGUCGUCGUCGUCGUCGUCGUCGUCGUCAUCGUCAUCGUCGUCGUCGUCUUCCUCGUCGCAGAACUCACGCAAGCGCAAGCGCGGUAAGCGGAAGCGGAAGCGGAAGCGGAAGCGGAAGCGCCGCAAACUCAAGACAGCCGACACUUCGUCGCUCGUGGCCCGUGCCGAAGGCGGCGGCGACGACGAUGCAGUCGAUGUCGACGUCACCGGCGGGCUGAGCCGGCAGGAGCGGCGGCAGCUGCGGUCGCUUCGCCGAGGUGAGGAUCCGGGCGCUGACAUCGUGAGCACCGGCGGGCCGAUCGUUCAGCCGGGCGGCAUGCUCACCGUGGCCAGCUAUGAUGAGAAGGACUUUGUGGAAGAGCGCGACUCUGUGGCCAACUCGCAGUUCCUGUCCAAGCUCGGCGAGGCGCUUAGCUUUGACGAGAACGCCGGGACCGGGCGAAUGCUAGAGGAGAAUGGAUAUGGCAGCGGACGGCGUACACAGCGAAGGGCGGAUGCGGCGAGCCAGGCCGCGGAGCAGGCCAUCCUGCAGCCGUCGCUCUACACGCAGUAUGUGCCUGUGCCGGUCAAGCCAACCGGGUACGUGUACGACGAGAGCAUGAUGGACCACUUUGAUCCGAUUGCGCCGCAUCCCGAGGCGCCGCAGCGGAUUCUGCAGAUCUACCAGCGGCUCAAGGGCGCGGGUCUGCUGAAGCACUGCGUGCGGGUGCCUGCGCGCGCAGCGCGGUGGCGCGAGCUCCGACGGGUCCACACCGCCAACCACCUCGAGGUCAUGUUCAUGCUCCUGGAAGCGUCGAAUCGGCAGCGGAUGUUUGCGGCGUCGCUGUACAACUCGAUCUACAUGAACGAGGCGUCGGUGACGGCGGCGCUGACGUCUGCCGGCUCGCUACUGCAGGUGACGCAGUCGGUGGCCGAGGGCCACCUUCGCAACGGCUUUGCGCUCAUUCGCCCGCCGGGCCACCACGCCGAGCCCAAUUGCGCCAUGGGUUUCUGCUUCUUCAACAACGUUGCGGUUGCGGCGGCCAAGGCGCUCGAGUACCCGCACAUCUCGCGAGUCCUCAUCCUCGACUGGGACGUGCACCACGGCAACGGGACGCAGAACAUGUUUUAUGAGUCGAAGAACGUGCUCUACAUCUCACUUCACCGGCACGACUACGGCACGUUCUUUCCGUCGCAGCCCGAUGGGCAGCCCGAUUAUGUGGGCGCGGGGCGCGGGACCGGGUACAACGUCAACGUGGCAUGGAACGACGGCGACAUGGGCGACGCCGAGUACAUGGCCGCCUUUCACCGCGUCGUCAUGCCCAUCGCCUCGCAGUUCUCGCCGGACCUGGUGUUCAUCUCGGCCGGCUUUGACGCCGCUGAGGGAGACCCGCUUGGCGGAUGCGCCGUCACCCCGCUUGGCUACGCUCACAUGACCGCCGCGCUCGCCUCACUCGCUGGCGGCCGGGUCGUUGUUGCCCUCGAGGGCGGGUAUGACCUGACGGCCAUCUCGGCGUCGAUGGAGGCGGUCGUCCGGGUCCUUCUCGGCUACGCGCCCGAGGCCUUUAACCCGCGCCUCAUGCGCCCGCGCGAGAUCGGCCUGCAGGCCAUCACCGAGGCCGCCCGCGAGCUCCGGCCGUACUGGCAGUCUCUUGCGCCGGGUUCGACCCCGGACCCGACGCGCGCCGCUAUUCUCACCCGCGAGGCCGCCAUUCACCUGGCCGAGCGCGAGGAGGCGCUCCGCGGUGAAACACCGCCGCCGGCCGACCCGGGCGCUGACGGCGUCGAGGUCGACGACAUUGUCAUCGCGUACCACCCGGACCCGGCGGUCAACUCGGCCAUCCUCCACGCCCGCGAGCACUACCGCCGUCACAUCACGCGCGAGCUCCGCGAGCUCACCGCAACCUCACGCCCGCACCUCCAUCCCGACGACCAGCCGCGGUCGCCUGACGCGCGGCCGGCGGCGGCGCGUGCAGCGCCGGCGGCUGCCGCGCCUUCAGCUAGCGGCACGACCAUCCUCGACAUGGUCUUUGAGGAUGAUGAUGAUGAUGACGACGACGACGGCACAAAUGGCUUUGCCGCGGGCGACUGGUCAUCAACCUCGUCUGCGCCUGCAGCCAGCCCGCCUGCGGAUGCGUUUGCCCAGUUGUCGUCGGACUCGGACUCGGCCUCGGCCUCGGGCGAGGGUUCGGGUGAUGGCUCGGGCGAUUCGUCAUCGUCGUUCUCGGAGACGACCUCGGCCUCUUCGGCGUCGACCUCUUCUGAUGCUCAGCAGAAGCCCGCCCGCAAGCGCCAUCGCGCACUUGGCGAGUAGUCGAGCAGCCGAGCAGCCGAGUAAAAAGUAUACGUACCGA